AUGAGUGAUCAAAUGAAAUUUCAAUCUCAAAAUGAUCCCUCAUCUCAACCAUUAUUUGGAGAGAUUCGGAAAACGAGUGGUGAAAAGAAAGAACAAACCCUCGACGAUUAUGUCCAUUUGAGUCGCUACUGUUUUCGUGUUCUCGUUUUCUCCGAAUUCGUCCUUUUGUCUGUCAUGGGGAAUAUGGUUUAUAUGGUUUACGCGGGUGCCGAGCCUCGGAAAGUGCAAUGUUUGGAUGAUAAUCUUGCCAUUUUUGAUGAAGAUGUUUGUAAUGGAAAUUUCUCUCAAAACUACGAUCUCCUCCAGGCGAAUUGCUCGUUUUAUUUCGAAAGCGAAUUCGAAUCUGUGAAUAUUAAUUUCGGUUACUUUUGCGAGAAGACUGACUAUGUGAAGCUGAGUAUCUCUUUUCAGAUGGCAGGUGUUCUUUUUGGUGCUCUUCUCUUUGGGCAUAUGUCCGAUAAACAUGGAAGAAAAAAGAUUCUGAUGUAUUGUUAUGUUUUGUGUGCCGGUUUUCAAGUGCUUGCCUCGUUUGCUCGCACUUUGAUGGCAUUCACGAUGCUCCGCAUGCUCGUCGGAUUUUUCAAUGGAGGACAAAUGACCAUCUUCACCGUUUACAAAAUCGAGCACAUUCCAAAAAGACAUCGUCUCUGGAUAUCGGCGUUGAUCUCGUUUGCGCCGAAUUUCAUCAUAAUGAAUGGACUAGCGUAUAUCUCAAAAGAUUGGGUCACUUUUCAACGCGUUCUCGUCCUCGUCUCGUUGCCCGCUUUCUUCAUUUCAUUUUUCCUGAACGAAUCUCCUCGGUGGUUGUUGGGUCGAGGACGGAUUGGAGAGGCGGAAAAAGUACUGCUCGAAAUACAAAGAAUCGAUGGGAAAACUCAACAUAAAGAGGGAUUGACGAGAUUGUUACAGAUUGAGUUUCAGAAAGCCGAGGCUCGAGAACGAAAAGCGAAAAAUUACUCGAUACGCCAUCUAUUCUACACAGCAAAUAUGGCAAAAGCGACAAUUACUUUAGCUUUAGGAAUGGUAAUCACAAGUAUGAUCAAUUAUGGCUUGAUGUUUAAUCUCGAGAAAUUGGCCGGCUCGAUCUAUUGGAAUUCGAGUUUGCUCGGGUUGCUGCGAUGGAUUCUCAACUCGACUCUUGGAUUUCUUGAUUAUCGCUUUCAAAAAUGUGGCCGUAAACCGUUUCAUUUCAUUGCACAAUUUGGCUCAUUUCUCUGUUUGACUGUGGUUGCUGUCGGGCAUUUGACAGGUAAAUCCGAUGAAUGGUCGCAAUUCAUUCGAAUCGCGACGAUUGUCGCGACAGCUGUUUGCUCACAGGUUUACCUCUCAAAAGGAAUCACUUCAAUGGAAUAUUUCCCGUCGGUCGUUCGAAAUAUGGGCAUUUCGUUUAAUUCAACGUGGAGCCGUUUUGGAUCGAUUCUAGCUCCAUUGAUGUUUCGAAUGCAUCAAUCUAAAGCUCUUCCAUUCAUUUUUAUGGCCAUUAUAUCGCUUAUUGAUGCUGCUGGAUUUCAGUUGAAUUUACCGGAAACAAAAGGAAAACCGAUGCAGGAUACUCUGCCGGAAAAAGCGAAUAAAAGAAAUGAGAUACUGGUGCAGAAAAUUGAGAAUGCAAAUGAGUUAAAUGUGGAA
Molecule: messenger RNA, 1629 nt
Organism: Mesorhabditis belari
Lineage: Eukaryota; Metazoa; Nematoda; Chromadorea; Rhabditida; Rhabditidae
Source: the annotation of a GenBank genome assembly